Molecule: messenger RNA, 1459 nt
Organism: Owenia fusiformis
Lineage: Eukaryota; Metazoa; Annelida; Polychaeta; Sabellida; Oweniidae
Source: the annotation of a GenBank genome assembly
UUGUCAUAUACAAAGAACUGUAAUCCAAAAUGAAUCAAAACAUGGUCUUUGUAUGGCUAAAUUUUGCAUUUUUGGCUCCUCUAAUUGUCAAAGGACAGAAAUCAGGAAUAGAAUGUGUUGACAUUGUAUUCGUUCUCCAAACAUCUUGUGACCUUGAUCCCGCCUUAGUGCAGGGUGUCCAAACGUCCUUUAUUGGAAAAGUGGCUAAGCAAAUGUCAACUAACAAAAAUUCAACAAUGACGCUUAUCACAUAUGAUGAUAUUGCUCAAGUACAAAUCUCUGCGUUAUCCCCAGGCGCGUUCCUAGAACAAUUAGGGGAUGGCUUCAAAGGAGGAGAUAAUUGUCCUCGCGCCACAAAGGCAAUUACAGCAGGUGCACUAACUCUGGUAGAUUUCAAGAAUUAUUUCAGUGAAGAUAGGGGCAAAAUUGUGGUUGUACUGAGUGAUGGCAUAUCUUUUGACAAGAAAAGCAAUAUGGAUAUAACUCUUGAACGGACAAAAACAGCCAUUAGGAACCUACAGAACAAGGGUAUCAACUUUGCAACAUUUGAAUUCUAUGAAGAGGAUCCUGACGACGACAGGAUUGGUAACUUGGAGUAUGAAGAGUACAAUCCAAUAAUCAAGAUGAAUACAGGCGAUGAUUUCACACAGACGUUUAUUGAUAGUGUAACAGAGAAUACUCGUUCUUUGGAUUGUGGACAUAAAAUACCAGAAAUCGUUUGUAGAGAACCAAUUCUAGACAUAAUUUACGUAAUUGAUCGAUCCAAUUCUAUCGACUCAUCAGACAUUGCCAGAGUCAAAACAUUCUUACAAGACCUGACGGCACAAAUUUUAAAAACUUCUAAGGAGACAUGGAUAGCUGCAAUUUCCUACAAUUCUGAUGUUUACGUUGAAGUACCUCUUACUGGAGAAGGAGCAAUCAGGGAUGCAAGCGGCAUAAUAAAAAAACUUGGUGAAAUUAUCACCGAAACAGCAUUGGGAACGUACACCGACAAAGCUAUAAACUAUGCCUAUUCUAAGCAUGCAUUUAGAAGUGAGGCUAACCGAUGGGUUAUAUUGAUAACCGAUGGGGUGACGAAGCACGCGCCAUAUACGAAUGGAAAAAAAUCAUUCUCACAUCUGACUGUCCAUGAAGCGAAAUGGUUAAGGGAACGAGAUAUAGACUUAUUAAUCCUUGGGUUGCCUAAUAUGAAAGCUAAAAAGAUUUUGGAUAAUCCGGAGAGUUCAGAGACUGAAAUAAAUAGAGCCAUGAACAAGGUCAAAGCUGGACGAAAGGAGUGGGAAGAUAUGAUAUGGGCAAGGUAUCCAGAGAAUUUUGAGGAAAAAAAGAAGACCAAUUUGUUUACUUUGGAAAGUAUGGAUGAGAUGCGGACGAAAUUUAAUGAUAUUUUAACUUCAGUUUGCGUCUAAUUUUAUGUAUGAUAUUCAGCUUGAAUAAAUGAGCGAUAUUACUAGAAACU